Messenger RNA from Mustela lutreola (European mink), 1549 nucleotides. RefSeq names its product testis expressed 26 (gene TEX26). Gene Ontology annotation, cellular component: cytoplasm. NCBI's taxonomy places the organism in Eukaryota, Metazoa, Chordata, Mammalia, Carnivora, Mustelidae. The record is from RefSeq and is a predicted model, not a curated record. The coding region runs from base 102 to 995 and encodes 297 amino acids. The transcript is spliced from 7 exons.
UCCAUGGCGACGCGUCACAAAGCAGCCGCGAGCCCUGCGCAGUGCGCAGCACCCAGACCAGCUGCAACAGAGGGCACCGUCACGGCCUCUUUUGAGCAAGAAUGGCACAGCCUGGGCCCGAGGCCGCGUGCCCCUCUGGGGGCCACAAGAUUCAGCCAAGUGACACCACCUGGGAUUCCUAUGCCACCACCAUGAGGACCGCAUACACACCGAAGACCGGAGCCGUGCCUGCUUUAAUUCGCCAAAAAAGUAUCAGAAGACUAGGAUAUACAUAUUCUCUUAGUGACCCUAUUCCCAAUCAGACACAGUACAAUGAUGAGUAUGUUUGGAAAUCACAUUCUAAAGAAGAUUUGGUCAAAAUUGGGACUUCAAGAGGAAUCAGAAAACACAAAUGUCACCCCAGUCAAGAAUUUUUUUCCUGGACACUACCUCAAGGUCAACCUGCGGCAUCAAUAAAGAGCUAUCUCCCUUGGAAAAUCACUGCUACAGAGGAAGAGGUUAGGAAGGCAAUAUCAAAUCAGUUUGUUUCCAAUACUAGAAGAGAUUUUGUGGACAAAGCAAAAGCUCAGAAAAUUAAGGAAAGUUCUCCGAUGUCUCUGGAAUGGAAAAAUUUACUUCCCCGACCCGCAGACACUGAAUUUCGACGGAAUUACCAAGUUCCAGCUAAAAUUCCUGAGUUGCAGGAUUUUAGUUUCAAAUAUGGAUGCUACUCAAGCCUACCAGUUGCUUCUCAGGGUCUAGUCCCUGCUGUGCUGCACAGCCACAUGAGGAAUCAAGAACGCACAAAGAAGCAGACUAUAUACCAAAGCGAUUAUGGAAAAUCCCAUCUGGAUUUCUUAACGAUUUUAGACUCAUUUACUCCCUCUCAAGUCACAGAGUACCUUCAGGGUGUUUCUUACAAAGACAGACAAAUUCUCGAUCACUUUCUCCGCUCUCACUGUGACUUUGGCAUGGGACAGAAAAAUAAAGGAAACAGUUCAGAUGAAAAAAAUUGAAAAUCAAUAAAAACACUGGAUCAUUUUCUCAAUAAUGGAAAAGAAUAAGAUCUAAUUUGUUUCAAAUAAUAUAUUCAUGGAUUUAUGUAAUUUUAUUUUGUUUUACUUUGUUCUUAAACAGUAAAAUCAUUUAAGGCCAUAAAUCCUCCCCCCACCAAUGUAUCCAAUAGGUUUUGCUAUAAUUUUUUUUCCUUUCCUCUUCUGAGUAUUUACUUUAUGGUUUCAAUUUUGAUUACAUCUCUGACCUAGAAAUAAUGUAGAAGAGGUUUUUUAGUUUUCCAAAAAUUAGAGGAUUUAAAAAAAAAUUUUAUUGUUGACUUUCUAUACAAAAGUUUUUGAAAAAAUCUUUGCUUUGGGAAAUUUAGCAAAGUUUCCUUUUAUGCUAAGUGUGUGAUUUGUGUAUUACAUGAAUAUAAGAAGAGAAAAAAUGUAUGGUUUAUUGUAUUUCUCAAAUCCCUUAUAUCUUUACUUUAAUUGUAUAUUUGAACUGUUAAAUUCUGAAAGAAUAAUAUUAAAAACAACCCACAGUAAAAAUGGUUCCAUUAAUUUUCUUG